This is a messenger RNA of Trichomycterus rosablanca, 2355 nucleotides long. RefSeq names its product zinc finger CCCH-type containing 14 (gene zc3h14). Lineage: Eukaryota; Metazoa; Chordata; Actinopteri; Siluriformes; Trichomycteridae. Gene Ontology annotation, cellular component: nucleus; cytoplasm. The transcript is spliced from 17 exons. Gene Ontology annotation, molecular function: metal ion binding; poly(A) binding. Bases 150 to 2159 code for a protein of 669 amino acids. The record is from RefSeq and is a predicted model, not a curated record. Gene Ontology annotation, biological process: regulation of mRNA stability.
UGCGCAGUAUUGUCUACGCGUUUCCCUAAGGCCUUUACGCCAGGACUCGGUCUCGAAUUGUGUUAUUAAAACAUACUACUGUAUUUAUUCUGACUAAUGUGUUAAUGUGAACAUUGCGAGCUGUGUAAAAGUACAGGAAACUACAAAAGAUGGAAAUCGGGACAGAGAUCAGCAAGAAAAUACGGGCUGCCAUUAAAGGGAAGCUACAGGAGCUGGGAGCCUAUGUUGAUGAGGAGCUUCCUGAUUACAUCAUGGUGAUGGUGGCUAAUAAGAAGAACGCACAGCAGAUGGCGGAUGAUCUCUCCCUGUUCCUGGGCAAUAACACCAUCAAGUUUACUGUCUGGUUACACGGAGUGCUGGAUAAACUCCGAUCUGCUGCAGUCGAGCCCACCUCUGUUCGCCCGAAACUCCACCAUUCUGAUGCCACCACAUCUAGAGAGAAGCGCAAAGGGGAGGAGUCUCGAGCCCACGCUGUGUCCAGCUCACGCUCUGAUAGGCUAGAAAGAAGGGUUUCUAGCUCUGCCCACGAGCACCAUGACAGGAGAGGUUCCUCGGACAGGUGCUCCUCCUCCAGACUUACCUCCGCUGUCAAACCUCUGGUUGAACCUUUCUCAGCUGAAGCGGUCAUCGACAUCAAACCUGAUCUGGAAAAUGAUGAUCUCAUUACCGAAGACGCUGGAGUCAUGACAUCUGGGAGGCUUCAGUCUCUAACCAGCAGGUCAAACGUUCAGGGUUCAGGACGAGCUACGGAGAGUAACAGGUCAUCCGAGGUCAUGAGAGGACAUGAAAGGUCAAGUUCUGCAUAUGGACGUAGCUACAGGGAGGGAAGCUGCAAGGAGGAGCUGUCGCGGAAACGGAAAGCACCAGUUGCAAGCUCUGUAGUUCGGGUUCAGAAAGGUUAUGAUCGGCUCAUGGGAAGUGCAGAGAAUGAGGACGAUGAAGACGAGGAGGACUACGGCCUGCCCAGUCGAGUUUCCCUUCCAGCGAAACCAGAGCGCAGACCCACUCUGCCUCCAGCCAAGCAAGCUAACAAGAAUCUGAUCCUGAAGGCUAUAUCUGAAGCUCAGGAGUCCAUCAGCAAGACCACCGCUCCAUACACAAUUCCACAGAGACAGACCGUCCCCGUGGCACCGAGGACACGCUCAGGAAGUGACGAAAUGAACAGAGCUGCUAUUCGGUUGGUCCAGGAACACCUGCAUACUGCAUACAUUUUCCCACAGGAACCACGACACGUCCGGCAGAAUGUCCAGACGUGUUCUUUAGCCUCGCGACUGCAGGAGUUUCCAGACGUUGACACCAGAGAAAACCAGGGCGAGUUCGUUUCCGCUCCAGAGCUUCAUCUUUUGGAGGCAACAAGACUGAAAGCUCUGGACACUCGCUCCUUCAUCAUGAGAAAACCUGAGCUUGAGCAGGCACCACCAGUCAGGAGCAGGCUGGAACCUGUCGUGCUAGAGGAGGCUCCAUCCUCCACCCCUCGCACUGUGCAGACCAGAGAGAGAUCAGACUGCAGUCCCAAGUUCAUUGUGACGUUAGACGGAGUGCCGAGUCCUAUGGCUGGUCUGACUGAUCAGGACAUGGAGACAGAAGAUGCUCCAAUGACCAACACCACUCUUAAACUUUCUGUACAGCAAACAACCAAACCUGUAGGGAAUCUUAACCUGACACCUGAAAUCCAGUACGAUGAAGCAGAUGAUGAAGGGUUGGAGGAAGAGGAGCAGAUGGAGCAGGAACCGUUACAAGUAAAGAGACAGAAGGUGGUGGAGCGAUGCAGGUUUUGGCCGGCGUGUAAGAGUGGAGAUCAGUGUGUGUAUCAUCAUCCAACAACACAGUGCAGGAUGUUUCCUAACUGUGUGUUUGGGGAGAAGUGUCUGUACAUCCAUCCCAACUGUAAAUACGAUGCCAAGUGUUCCAAACCCGACUGCCCGUACACUCAUGUCAGCCGAAGAGCCCCGCAGCAGCCUCCCAAACCAGUUCAGUCUCAGUCCAGCAGUGUGUGCCGUUUCUUUCCUGACUGUAAGAGGGCUGACUGCACCUUCUACCAUCCAAAACCGUGUCGGUUUGCGGCGCAUUGCAAGCGUGCUGGUUGCACCUUCUACCAUCCAGCAGCACCAGUGCCACCCCGACAUGCCCUGAAGUGGAUUAAAGCUCAGGCCAGCUGAAAGAAGAAUGUCCGGUGAGGAGCCUGAACUACUCUGAAGUGCAGAAUGUGUUAUUGAUUUUCAGUUUUUGAUGCUUGUAUGAUUUUAAUUCAUUCAGUUCUAUUUCCAGUGUGUUUUUCUAAUGUACACGAAACAGAUUUUUGUAGAAAAAUGCAGAAAAUGAAACAAUCUUGCAUUAAAAAUCACGUGUGAACUA